Molecule: messenger RNA, 1094 nt
Organism: Clupea harengus (Atlantic herring)
Lineage: Eukaryota; Metazoa; Chordata; Actinopteri; Clupeiformes; Clupeidae
Gene: rab31
Product: RAB31, member RAS oncogene family
Molecular function (GO): GTPase activity; GTP binding
Source: RefSeq, a predicted model, not a curated record
CGACAGCACGUAACAACUCCUACAAAACCUACUAAACUAUUAUCGUUGCAGUAUACCGUCUCCUUAUGACAUUACCUAUUUUUCUACCAUGUCGCCCCUUUAUCUUUGUUCCUGACUAGUUCUUUAAGUCGGAGAGAGGAGAGGCACAUACAUCACGUGACUGACACCGCUUCGAGUGACUCCAACUGGUUUCCGUUAUAUUUGGGAAGAUGGUCAGACAAGUCGUCAGGGGCUGGGUUUGUCGUUUAAUACCAAAAAUGUCGUUGUAAGCAUGUUUGCACUGAAGAAAUAAAACGUCUCCAACGCGGACGAAGAAUGCAUUAGUCUUCGUAGAAAGUCUAAAAUGGCCAUAAUAAGGGAACUUAAAGUCUGCCUUCUCGGGGAUACGGGAGUCGGGAAGUCCAGUAUUGUGUGCCGCUUCGUGCAGGACCACUUCGACCAUAGCAUAAGUCCGACUAUAGGCGCAUCUUUCCUGACUAAGACUGUUCCAUGUGGCAACGAGCUCCACAAGUUUCUGAUCUGGGAUACGGCUGGACAGGAGAGGUUCCACUCCCUGGCACCAAUGUACUACAGAGGAUCUGCAGCUGCAGUUAUCGUUUAUGACAUCACAAAGCUGGACUCGUUCCAGACGCUGAAGAAGUGGGUUAAGGAGCUGAAGGAGCAUGGCCCAGAGAACAUUGUGGUGGCCAUAGCAGGCAACAAGAAUGACCUGGGAGACAUCAGGGAAGUUCCCAUGAAGGAGGCCAAGGACUUUGCGGAGUCCAUUGCGGCCAUCUUCAUCGAGACCAGCGCCAGGAACGCGGUCAAUGUGGAGGAGCUCUUCCAGAAGAUCAGUGAGUGUCUCGCCGCGUCCCGCCCACCCCGUCACGCCUUCCUGUCUAAGCUCCCAGAAUACAACAAGCAGUGUCGGCAGAUCCCGCCCCUGGAGAACCCGGAAGGGGACAGCAACGAGUCUUUCAAGCUGACCCGUCAGGCCCCUCCGUCGAGCCGCCGCUGCUGCUAGACACAGCCAGGCACACACGCACACACACACACAUACACACACACGCACACGCACACACACACACACAGACUCACACACGCACACACACACA